Molecule: messenger RNA, 1146 nt
Organism: Aspergillus pseudoviridinutans
Lineage: Eukaryota; Fungi; Ascomycota; Eurotiomycetes; Eurotiales; Aspergillaceae
Exons: 1
Coding region: 1-1146 (381 amino acids)
Source: RefSeq, a predicted model, not a curated record
AUGGAUGAAAAUGAUUCCCAGUCUCAAGAAGGUCCCUUUAACGCGAACAUGUAUAGAAGCGCAGCCGGCCUCAUCAACCAUGGCCAGGCCAUAUCCCAAGUGGACGCAUGGCGAGCACAGAACCCUCAACCAGCCAGAGAGGCCAUCAUCACCGACAGCGGAAUCUGGAUGAUUAUACCACACGAUGAGUACCAUUACGGUCGCUUUGGGUUUAAUGACGACCGCACCGCGGCUCAGUCUUUCCUCUUCUUCGCAACGAACACAUAUUUCACUCAGACAUCCUUCCGCGGCGAAGAUCAGGAAACAUUCCGUAAGAAAGAGUCUGAUGAAGAAAGAUUCGCCCGGCGUCUCCGUGAGGGAUAUGACUUUUCUAGGCUUGAAUUUUUGAACGAGCGAUGUGGUCCUCUUACUCAGGAGGAAGAGAAUGCAGGGAUUUUGCGCUUGUAUCCUUUGCAACCUCCUGAGGAGAAGUGGUUGGGUCCAUAUGAUAAAACAGAAUACCUGUUUCCCACCAAGGAGUUUGUCUUUCUGCUCCAUCAAGGGCCGAUUUUGCAUGACCCACCAUCGUUCAGCGCGUGUGUGGGAAUAGAUCAACCUGGUAGGGGAUUGAGGUUUGUCAAGCAAUUGAAGGAGCAAGUCUGUGACCUUAUCAAUGAGAUGAUUCUGAGUUAUCUGGAGAGUGUUGUGUUGGGUGUUUUGCGCGCCCAGAUGACUCUGCCAACAGGGUUUGUCUCAUCACCCGCAACUGCAGCUACGUCGUUCACAGCUACUCUGUUUCCCCAUCACCAGGAUCAAGAUCGCAUGAGAACAGGUGAUUUUAUGCUGUACGAAUACUUUCUGAAUGCGCUUCCUGUGGAGGGGUUUGAGACUGCUGGCGUGGCCGAAAAGAUAGAGACGUUUUUCAAUUCAAGGCUAGGGGAGGAUGAAAUCAAGGUAGGAGAAAGGGAAAAGGAGAUAAUGGAAAAGUUAUCUUGUGUGAUGGUUCUUCUGGUAAUAGAAUUGCUGGAUAGCUCCGCGUUAUGUGCUCGGGGAUGUAACAGAGAUGCAAUCGUGCCAUGGGAUGUGCGGAUAAGAGUGGCCGGGGGUGAUUGGAUGUUCGAAAUAUUCCAGUACUCGAGGGUGUUCUGGAAAGGGCAAUCCAGUUAG